UCUUGCUCCUUCUUUCUACUGAAUGUGAAGUCAUACAUUUCAGGGGUGUUUGCUGUAUUUAAUCCUGGCGGUUCUGUGCCGUGCACUCUGCACUGUGUCAUAGAGGAAGAAGAAGAAGAGCAAACACACGGCAGCGCAAGCCCAACCCCAUCUGGAUUCAUCAGAAAGCUACUACACAAAGAUCACUAUGGCAAACAGAGGUCCCUCCUAUGGUCUGACCCGUGAGGUUCAGAGUAAGAUUGAUAAGAAAUAUGAUCAGGAACUGGAGGAAAGGCUGGUGGAGUGGAUCGUUGCCCAGUGUGGCCCUGGAGUCGGUCGGCCUCAGCCAAACAAGACAGGCUUCCAAACCUGGCUCAAGGAUGGAUGUGUGCUGUGUGAGCUCAUCAACAGCCUGUAUGGAGCCAACAAGCCAAUCAAGACCAUCAAGAGCUCUGGCAUGGCAUUCAAGCAGAUGGAGCAAAUCUCCAUGUUCCUCAAAGCAGCUGAAAAUUAUGGAAUCACGAAAACUGACAUGUUUCAGACUGUAGACCUCUUUGAAGGCAAAGACCUGGCUGCUGUCCAGAGGACCCUGAUGGCUCUGGGAAGCUUGGCUGUCACAAAGGGUGAUGGGAAUUACAAAGGAGACCCUAACUGGUUCCAUAAAAAGGCCCAGGAGAACAAGAGAGAGUUCACAGAUGAACAGAUGAAAGAAGGCCAAAAUGUCAUUGGCCUGCAAAUGGGCACAAAUAGAGGAGCAUCUCAAGCUGGCAUGACAGGCUAUGGACGUCCCAGGCAGAUCAUCAACAACCCCUGAACCGGAGCAGUGCUUAAACCCUCCUCCCUCUGCCCUCUGAAAGGCCAGUGCGCAGGGAUGGAGAGACUUUAACUCUUGGCCAUGAGGAAAAAUGUGACCUGACUGUUUUCAAGAUUUUAACUGGACCAAAAUAGGGACCAAUGAGAACAUGUGCACAUAUAGAGGUUUAACAGUAGAAAUCAAUCAUUAAACAAUAUAUUUUUUUUUAUCUUUUAUAACAAGCUUCAUUGUAAAUAAUAAUUUUUUUUCGUACAGAAUCAUCCCAGUUGUUUUGCAUGUUUUAACUCAUUGCCUUAAAAUCAUUACUGCAAACCACAGUGUUUGAUAGAUUUCUUACCUUGAACACACACACGAUGAAAAUCUACUUGCAGGGACUUGAAACCUUCGUGAGAGAAGUAAUCCUUCACUUUCCAUGUUUAGUUUGCUUUAUUCUUUACUGUAUUGUCUACAUUGUUGCAGUCAAUGCCUGUUCUCCAAACUUUAGCAGCAGGUGUGUUCAAGGAUACCAAACAUGUAAGACUCUUUCAUGUGUGUAUAUAGAAAGAGCAAAUUACUCAGUGUUACAGAUUUACGGCUUAAACCCUUAAGCAGGCACCAGCUCUCUGCUGAUUCCCUUUGUACUGGAAUGAAAUCAAAUAAAACUUAAUGAAAGGUAAGACGUGUACGGUUUGCUAUAGUUUAUAGUAAUGUUAAAAACAAGCACAUCCUUUAAUACAGUCAAGUGUAAGUUACUUUAGAUAAUAAACUGCCUGGUUAGAGAAAGAUAUCAGAUACUCUUGUGUGUCAGUUGAUCAAAAAUGUUGGACCAUCUCUUUGAAAUAAAGUUUGUUUUAACUUUGAA
Molecule: messenger RNA, 1634 nt
Organism: Archocentrus centrarchus (flier cichlid)
Lineage: Eukaryota; Metazoa; Chordata; Actinopteri; Cichliformes; Cichlidae
Product: transgelin-like
Exons: 5
Coding region: 188-793 (201 amino acids)
Biological process (GO): actin filament organization
Cellular component (GO): actin cytoskeleton
Molecular function (GO): actin filament binding
Source: RefSeq, a predicted model, not a curated record